AUGAAGUCCACCCUGAGGCCUUUGAGGCCACCUGUGAGCCGGGACCGCAUCAUUGCCAGCUUCCCUAAGUGGUACACACCCGACGCCUGCCUGCAGCUCAAGGAGCUCUUCCACGGGCAGGUCAGCUCAGCCUGUGAGCGGAGGGACACAGGGACCGUAGGGCUCAGACUCUCCAAGGUGGUGGUUGUGGGGGACCUCUAUGUUGGGAAGACCAGCCUCAUCCACAGGUUCUGUAAGAAUGUCUUUGACCGUGACUACAAGGCCACCAUCGGGGUAGACUUUGAGAUUGAGCGCUUUGAGAUCGCUGGGGUCCCCUACAGCCUCCAGAUCUGGGACACAGCCGGGCAGGAGAAAUUCAAGUGCAUUGCAUCCGCCUACUACCGGGGUGCCCAGGCCAUCAUCACAGCCUUUGACCUCUCUGACGUGCAGACCCUAGAGCACACCAGGCAAUGGCUGGAGGAUGCACUGCGGGAGAAUGAGCCGGGUUCCAGCAUCAUCUUCCUGGUGGGAACCAAGAAGGACCUUCUGUCAGGGGCAGCAUGUGCACAGGCUGAAACGGAGGCUGUGCGCUUGGCCAAUGAGAUGCAGGCCGAAUUCUGGGCAGUGUCUGCCAAGACGGGGGAGAACGUGCAGGCGUUGUUCAGCCGCGUGGCUGCCCUGGCCUUCGAGCAUUCAGUCCUGCAGGAGCUGGAGCGGAGGAGUAGUGCCCGGCCCCAGGUCGGUGACGCGGGCCUCAUCAGAAUGGAGGGGUGUCCGUCAGAGGCCCAGGAGACUGAGAGGCCCACCAGCUUGCGGUGCUGUUAG
Messenger RNA from Chrysochloris asiatica (Cape golden mole), 804 nucleotides. It is a transcript of the gene RAB36, whose product is annotated as RAB36, member RAS oncogene family. The transcript has 10 exons. NCBI's taxonomy places the organism in Eukaryota, Metazoa, Chordata, Mammalia, Afrosoricida, Chrysochloridae. The coding region runs from base 1 to 804 and encodes 267 amino acids. The record is from RefSeq and is a predicted model, not a curated record. Gene Ontology annotation, molecular function: GTPase activity; GTP binding.